This is a messenger RNA of Oreochromis aureus, 900 nucleotides long. RefSeq lists its product as uncharacterized. Lineage: Eukaryota; Metazoa; Chordata; Actinopteri; Cichliformes; Cichlidae. The record is from RefSeq and is a predicted model, not a curated record. The coding region runs from base 1 to 900 and encodes 299 amino acids. Gene Ontology annotation, cellular component: external side of plasma membrane. Gene Ontology annotation, biological process: positive regulation of T cell proliferation; T cell costimulation; negative regulation of T cell proliferation. The transcript has 5 exons.
AUGUGCAUAGACAGGAAGCAGGAAAUGCAGAGAACAGUGGGAAAGCAUGGCUACACCUGUGUAAUCAUUCAUGUGGAAUCCAAAGCAAUCCUUCAAAGGAGUCCUUCAGAAAGCAAUAGUCUUUCCCAGCAUGCCUCGGCUGUGGAGCUGUAUGAGGGAGAGCUGUUUGUCCUGCUGCCCUGUGAGUUUCCCACUUUUGAACUGGACAGCCCCACAGUGGUGUGGAGUCGCUCCGACCUCAGUCCUCCAACCGUCCACCAGCUUCAAGGAGACGAACUGAAAGAUCCAAACCAGCGUUACAGCGGCCGAACAUCCAUGAAGACUGACGCUCUGGAAACUGGAGACCUCAGCCUGAACCUGACCAACCUCCACCUGUCUGACAGCGCCACCUACACCUGCUCCGUCAGAUCAUUUAGACUGAGAGAUGUCCCACUGCAGGUCAAAGAACCAUUUCCAUCCUGGGCCACAGCUCUGCUGGUUCUCCUGGCUCUCCUGGUUCUGCUGGUUCUCCUGGUUCUGCUGGUCCUCCUGGUUCUCCUGUUUCUUCUUGUUCUCCUGGUUCUGCUGGUUCUCCUGUUUCUGCUGGUUCACCUGGUUCUCCCGGUUCUGCUGGUUCUCCUGGUCCUCCUGGUUCUUCUUGUUCUCCUGGUCCUCCUGGUUCUUCUUGUUCUCCUGGUUCUGCUGCAGCACCUGUGGAGGUGGGGGCGUUCCCCGAGGCGGCCUAUCAGCCGCCAGGCUGACCUGUUAAAGGGGAUGGUGAGCGCAGAGACGGGAAGGCGACGCACGAAAGAGUGUCAGGUGGAGGAGGGGGCGGAGUCUGUCCGGCUGCCUGAGGACACUCAGGUGGAUGGUGGCACCGUCCUGAGAAGCCUGACAAACAGGAGCAGCAUCACAGAGUGA